This is a messenger RNA of Malassezia japonica, 1644 nucleotides long. It is a transcript of the gene ELP3, whose product is annotated as histone acetyltransferase. Lineage: Eukaryota; Fungi; Basidiomycota; Malasseziomycetes; Malasseziales; Malasseziaceae. Gene Ontology annotation, cellular component: nucleus; elongator holoenzyme complex; cytoplasm. The record is from RefSeq and is a predicted model, not a curated record. Gene Ontology annotation, molecular function: acyltransferase activity, transferring groups other than amino-acyl groups; iron-sulfur cluster binding. Bases 1 to 1644 code for a protein of 547 amino acids. Gene Ontology annotation, biological process: tRNA wobble base 5-methoxycarbonylmethyl-2-thiouridinylation. The transcript has 2 exons.
AUGGGCGUGUCGACGGCAUCGACGUCGGCAGAGUGCCUGCUGCGCGUCUGUGCGGAUAUUGCCUCGCAGCUUGUCCAGGCGCAUGAAGAGGCGCGUCCUGUUUCUCUGAAUGCGAUCCGCGCCGCCGCCUGCAAAAAGCACGGCUACGGUGGCGUGCCCCGCCUGACCGAUAUUAUUGCGGCGAUUCCGGACCAGUACCGCAAGGUGCUCGUGCCUGCGCUGCGUGCCAAGCCCGUGCGCAGUGCCAGUGGUAUUGCGGUGGUUGCGGUGAUGUGCAAGCCCCACCGCUGCCCCCAUAUUGCGCUCACGGGCAACAUUUGCGUAUACUGCCCUGGCGGCCCCGACUCCGACUUUGAGUACAGCACGCAGUCGUAUACCGGCUACGAGCCGACGUCGAUGCGUGCGAUCCGCGCGCGCUAUGACCCGUAUGAGCAGAGCCGUGGGCGUGUGCAGCAGCUGCGCGAGCUUGGGCACAGCGUCGACAAGGUCGAGUACAUCAUCAUGGGCGGCACGUUUAUGAGCCUCUCGGAAGAGUACCGCAACCAGUUUAUUGCGCAGCUGCACAAUGCGCUCAGUGGGUACACUGGACUCGAUGUGGACGAGGCGGUGCGCUUCUCCGAGCGCGCGCAGACCAAGUGCAUCGGCAUCACGAUCGAGACGCGGCCGGACUACUGUCUGCGCCCGCACCUGUCGCAGAUGCUGCGGUAUGGGUGCACGCGUCUCGAGAUCGGCGUGCAGAGCGUUUACGAGGACGUGGCGCGCGACACGAACCGCGGGCACACGGUCAAGGCGGUGUGCGAGACGUUCCAGCUCGCCAAGGACGCUGGCUACAAGGUCGUUGCGCACAUGAUGCCCGACCUGCCGAAUGUCGGCGUGGAGCGCGACAUGGAGCAGUUUAAAGAGUACUUUGAGAACCCCGCCUUUCGCUCAGACGGCCUCAAACUCUAUCCCACGCUCGUCAUCCGCGGAACCGGACUGUACGAGCUGUGGCGCACCGGGCGCUACAAGAACUACACGCCGUCGUUCCUCGUGGACGUCAUUGCACGCAUCCUCGCGCUCGUGCCGCCGUGGACGCGUGUGUACCGCGUGCAGCGCGACAUUCCCAUGCCCCUGGUCUCGUCGGGCGUCGAGAACGGCAACCUGCGCGAGAUGGCGCUCGAGCGCAUGCACGACUUUGGCGUGACGUGCCGCGACGUGCGCUACCGCGAAGUCGGCCUGCACGAAAUUCAUACCAAGGUGCGCCCCGACGAGAUCGAGUUUAUCCGGCGCGACUACACGGCGAACGGCGGCUGGGAGUCGUUCUUGUCGUACGAAGACCCCGAGAAGGAUAUCCUCGUCGCCUUGCUGCGCCUGAGAAAAUGCUCCGAGGCAGGUACCUAUCGCCCGGAGCUGCUCAACGACGGCCAGUCGUCGAUCGUGCGCGAACUACACACCUAUGGCAGCGCCGUGCCACUCCACUCGCGCGACCCGACCAAGUUCCAGCACCAGGGCUUUGGCACACUGCUCAUGGAGCAGGCCGAGCGCAUCGCACGCGACGAGCACGGCAGCGCGAAGCUCGCGGUGAUCUCGGGCGUCGGCACACGCGACUACUACCGCCGCCUCGGCUACGAGCUCGAAGGGCCUUACAUGACCAAGCGGCUCUAA